Molecule: messenger RNA, 2432 nt
Organism: Passer montanus (Eurasian tree sparrow)
Lineage: Eukaryota; Metazoa; Chordata; Aves; Passeriformes; Passeridae
Gene: TMEM59L
Product: transmembrane protein 59 like
Exons: 9
Coding region: 1-885 (294 amino acids)
Source: RefSeq, a predicted model, not a curated record
AUGAGGAUGGGAGGCGUGAAGCGCCGGGCCGCCGCCGAUGCUGUUCUCAACGCCUGUUACCGGGGCUGCCGGCUGUUCUCCAUCUGUCACUUCGUGGAUGCGAGCGCCGAGCUCAACACGACCAGAGCCGAGUGCGAGGCAGCCUGUGCUGAAGCCUAUGGAAACGCAGAGGAGCAGUUUGGGUGCGUGACCGGGUGCCGCAAGCAGCUGCCCGAGGUGGAGGAGAGCAGGAAGGAGAAGAGCGUGGAGCUGAAAGCGCCGUCGUUUUCCAUGUUGGAUUUGGUCUCCACCUUCUGCAACGACAUCGUCAGCUCUGCCCAGAGCUUCAUCUCCUCCACCUGGACCUUCUACCUGCAGGCGGACGAUGGCAAAGUCGUGGUGUUUCAGUCCCAGCCCGAGAUGGAGUACCCAGCACCCGAGGUCCUGGAGAUCCAGCCAGCGCAGCCGGGGUCGGGAUCGGGACCCAGCCCUGCUGUCCCCCAGCCCCACACAGGCCCCCGGGCAAAGGGGGACAAGCCCCCCGUGAAGGAGCCGCGGGGCAAAGCCAAGGCGCACCCCCCGGAGCCCCCGCAGCAGGAGCACGACUUCCUGGGCUGCAUGUCCAAGCGCUCGGGCCUUCCUCGCUGGAUCCUGGCCGCCUGCCUCUUCCUCUCCAUCAUGGUGAUGCUGUGGCUCAGCUGUGCCAGCCUGGUGACCGCCCCCGAGCAGCACGUCAAGACCCAGCCUCUGAGCAUCAACGGGGACAAGGAGUACCUGGAGGACCUGGGUGGCCCCGGCGCCUUCCCCCUGCCGCCCGUCAUCACCGUCACCCUGUGCCCCGCGCACGGCGGGGACGACGCGGGGCCGCUGCCCCUCAAAGUCGACCUGGACAAGACCAUCCUGUAGCGCUCCCGCCCCUUCCACCGCCUCCUCCGACCCCUCACCAUCCCCACGGCAUCGCCCCCGGCCCCGCCCGGCUCCCCGCGCCCCCCGCUCCCGGACGGGCACCUCCCGCUCCCCUCCCGGGCACGGCCGCUCUGGGCAGGCUCCGGGAGCGGGCAGCGGCUCUGCCUCCCCCAGGGAUGUGCCGAGAGCCGGGAUCCCGGCUCGCAGGGCCGAGAGCGGAGCUGCCGGAGCGGGGAGGCCGGAGGGAGCCCGGCCCCGGAGCGGGACUCUGCCUCCUCCCGCCCGGAGCCGCCGGGGCCCCGCAGCCCUCCGGGCACGGCUCCAGCGCUGGGCAGGAGGGAGCCGGCUGCGGUGGGGGAUGGAGAGUGUCUGCAGCCUUCUGAGCUUUGGCUCGGCACAUCCCCGGCCUCCCACCUUGGGCUGAGCCUCCGAGGCGCCGGCCCCGGCCCUGGGAACUCCCUUCCGCCGGCCGGAGCCGAUUGCCUCGGGGAGCCGAAACGUGGCGAAUGGAUUUGGCGUUGGCAGCCGGAGACGGGAGCGGAUCCCGCCGCCUCCGUGCCCACGCCAGCACCCGGCCAGCCCCUUCCCGGAGCUGUGCAGGGGCCCUGGCAUGGCUCCUUGCCCUCCCUGCCCCGUGAUGCCCUCGGGGAGAUGGCCCUGGUGCCAACAAGCAGGGGAUGAGGCGGCGUUUCCCUGACUCCGAGCUCGGACAGGAGGUGGGAGCUGCUGGGACGGCUCCAUCCCGGGCUCGGCAUCCCGUAGGGAUGGCUCCAUCCCGGGCUCGGCAUCCCGUAGGGAUGGCUCCAUCCCGGGCUCAGCACGCCUGCCCCGUGCUGGAGCAGCCUGCGGGGCUGUAGCUGAGGCACGGCCGUCUCUGUGUCCCUGGGCUCACAGCGCUGCCCUCAAAGUGGGCGGUGGGCCCAAGCACGGCUCCCCUCGGCUCACCUGGCCCAGCCCCUGGCCAUGGAGGUGCCUCCCCGCUCCCCGUGUCCCCCCAUCCUGCACCACUCGAUCUCAUGCAUCGUUCCGUGGUUUGAUUCGCACCAGCACGGGGCUCCUCGCGCCCCACGGGGACACCCCUGUGCCGGUCCCGCCACCCCCGUGUCACCUAACGCGUCUGUACAGAUUAACUUAUUACCCCCGACCCUCCCCCGGGUGUUCGGGCUCUCUCUGUGCGCCGGCGGCUGCCGGGGGCCGUGGCGUGGUGGGGCCGGGGGCUCUCAUCCCCCUCCACGCCGGUUUUGUGCCGCUCUGUGUCACUUCCACCCAUCCAACAUAUCUGGCUUUGGGGAACCGGGUUGGGGGGAGGCGUGGGGGGGUCUCGUGUCCGUUUUGGGGUCCACUUUUCGUUGUUGCUUUCCGGCCGCGUGUGAAGCUCGGUGGAGUCUUUGAUGUUCCAGCCACGGCAGCUCCCCCGAUCCCCGGGCAGCAGCUCCGGGCCGUGGCGGAGCCCUCCCGGCCCCGGCGGAGCCCUCCCGGCCUCGCCUCCGAAGGGCAAACCCAGCCCUGAGCUGCGAGGGGGAGUACAAUAAAAGGUUUGUACCAGA